This is a messenger RNA of Staurois parvus, 593 nucleotides long. Lineage: Eukaryota; Metazoa; Chordata; Amphibia; Anura; Ranidae. The record is from the annotation of a GenBank genome assembly.
GUACACUGAAGACAUCGUUGUGAGCCCCGCCCUCAGAGAGGAUGCUGAGCCCGCCUGGCCAGGUAUGCCCUCCCCCCCAUGCCUGUGGACUUCUAUACCAAACUGUAUACAGUCUCUGUUCAUCCCCUGUACUAUGUCUGCAGUCUCUGGUCAUCUCCUGUAGUACAUCUGCAGUCUCUGGUCAUCUCCUGUCCUAUGUCCGCAGUCUCUGGUCAUCUCCUGUACCAUGUCCGCAGUCUCUGGUCAUCUCCUGUAGUACAUCCGCAGUCUCUGGUCAUCUCCUGUACUAUGUCCGCAGUCUCUGGUCAUCUCCUGUACUAUGUCCGCAGUCUCUGUUCAUCUCCUGUACUGUGUCCGCAGUCUCUGGUCAUCUCCUGUACUAUUUCCGCAGUCUCUGGUCAUCUCCUGUACUAUGUCCGCAGUCUCUGGUCAUCUCCUGUAGUACAUCCGCAGUCUCUGGUCAUCUCCUGUACUAUAUCUGCAGUCUCUGGUCAUUUCCUGUACUAUGUCUGCAGUUUCUGGUCAUCUCCUGUACUAUGUCCGCAGUCUCUGGUCAUCCCCUGUACUAUGUCCGCAGUCUCUGGUCAUCUCCU